UGCUUCCCUCCCCUUCCUUUCCAGUGAGAAGCCACUUCCCAAAGACAACACACUGGGGACUAAGCAGAGACGAACAGAGUCCAGGAGACUGACCAAGUGGGUCAAAAUGCUAAAACACUAUAGCAAGUACCAUGACAGUGAGAAGUUCCAUCAACGCAUUUUUAAGGGAAUCCCUGGUCAGGUGCGCGGGAAGGUGUGGAGGCUACUCCUGGGUGUGGAUGCAAAGAAGGCCCAGAACCCAGGCAAAUUUGAGGAGCUUAAAGAGCAAGCCAAGCUGCGCUCCAAUCAAUUUCAUCAAAUUGAUUCUGCGGUGUGUUGGACAUUUAGAAACCACCUCAUGUUCCAAAAACGAUAUGGACUAAAGCAGCGAGGUUUGUUCGAAGUCUUGAUGGCCUAUGCCAUGUAUAAGCCGGAGGUGGGCUAUGGCCAGGGCCUGAGCCACAUAGCGGCCCUGCUGCUCAUGUGGCUAGGUGAGGAGGAUGCAUUUUGGGCUCUGGUCCAGCUCAUGGAGAAGGAAAAAUACUCAAUGGAUGGUCUCUACAAACCUGGAUUGCCACAGCUGGAAAAGCUCCAGGAACAUCUGGGUGAUACUGUGCAGUGCACAAUGCCCACUCUCUCAAAACACCUGGAGGAGCAGGGAGUGAGCCUCAAGACCUGCACCACACACUGGUUCACCCAGUGUUUCCUGGAUGCUGUAAGUGCCCACUCCUCCCUCAUCCCCGGCCCCACAAACCAGGAACCUCUUUCACAAGGAAGCUCCCACCACAGUGUCUGGCUCUCCCAACCCUAUAUCCAAUUGCCCAAAGUAGAGCUGAGCUCGUAUAGCCCAACAGACACAGUAGCACGCUGCCUGUGCACACAAUACAGACCCAGAAAAGCAGAGGCUGGCCCAGGCUGA
Molecule: messenger RNA, 898 nt
Organism: Ochotona princeps (American pika)
Lineage: Eukaryota; Metazoa; Chordata; Mammalia; Lagomorpha; Ochotonidae
Product: USP6 N-terminal-like protein
Exons: 8
Coding region: 107-898 (263 amino acids)
Source: RefSeq, a predicted model, not a curated record